AUGCAAGGCAAAUGCACGCUCAAGCAAUGUCCGUGUGGAGACGACAACGACGUUGCAGUGGCAGCCUGCACGUCCUGCAAGAAGCCGGUACACCAUAUGUGCUUCACCAUCACCUAUGAAGGUGACUUGAACGUUUGCGUAUGCUCCGAUGCGUGCUCCACUGCUCUUGGAUUGAAGCAACAGGUACUCAGAUAA
Phytophthora nicotianae INRA-310 is the source of this 195-nucleotide messenger RNA. RefSeq lists its product as hypothetical. Lineage: Eukaryota; Oomycota; Peronosporomycetes; Peronosporales; Peronosporaceae. The record is from RefSeq and is a predicted model, not a curated record. Bases 1 to 195 code for a protein of 64 amino acids. The transcript has a single exon.